AUGCCUAUCAGCUUACUCAUCGCUUCCCUAAUAUACGUGCUACUAAUACCAAAGGCUGCCAUGAGAUUCACUAAACAAUUCCAAUAUGUUUGUUUGGCCUUGCUCUUCAUUUUGGGAGCUUGGCCUUAUAAGUCCAUAGCUCGAACCCUCCAGGAUGCACCCAUGUAUGAGAGGCAUGAGCAAUGGAUGACUCAGUAUGUGCGUGUAUACAAGGAUGACAGCGAGAGGGCGACCCGUUACAGCAUAUUCAACGAGAAUGUUGCACGCAUAGAUGCUUUUAACAGUCAAACCGGCAAAUCUUACGAACUUGGUGUCAAUCAAUUUGCAGAUCUUAAAAAUGAAGAGUUAAAAGUUUCACGCACCAGAUUCAAGGGCCAUAUGUGCUCUCCACAGGCAGGUCCUUUCAGAUAUGAAAACGUUUCUGCAGUGCCUUCUACCAUGGACUGGGGAAAGGAAGGAGCUGUAACCCCUGUCAAGGACCAAGGACAGUGUGAUACAGAUUGGGCAGGUAGUGUUGAUGAUCACAAAUCAACGGGUGGUUAUCUUAGGUUCUUUGGUCAGACGCUGCUUUCGUGGAAAUCAUGA
Populus euphratica (Euphrates poplar) is the source of this 585-nucleotide messenger RNA. RefSeq names its product senescence-specific cysteine protease SAG39-like. Gene Ontology annotation, molecular function: cysteine-type peptidase activity. Lineage: Eukaryota; Viridiplantae; Streptophyta; Magnoliopsida; Malpighiales; Salicaceae. The record is from RefSeq and is a predicted model, not a curated record. The transcript has 2 exons. Gene Ontology annotation, biological process: proteolysis. Bases 1 to 585 code for a protein of 194 amino acids.